Molecule: messenger RNA, 2964 nt
Organism: Dalotia coriaria
Lineage: Eukaryota; Metazoa; Arthropoda; Insecta; Coleoptera; Staphylinidae
Product: solute carrier family 35 member F5-like
Exons: 7
Coding region: 665-2065 (466 amino acids)
Cellular component (GO): membrane
Source: RefSeq, a predicted model, not a curated record
UAAGAUAAAAAAUUACCUUUGGAUCAUUAAAAAUGUUGGGAUGUCUUGUUCGCAAAUGUGUGCGGAGAUUCGUAGUGCCUCCGCCUGUUUUAAACUGUUUCAUACAAAUAGAGCAGAGCGCCUCGUAAACACCGCAUUUAGUAAAAUACUUCCAUACCGACGAGUGCGCCAUAACAAACCAGCAAGCAAACCGAGAACCGCGUACACACCGAUCGCACUGCACAACAACCGAUUUCUCAGUACCGUUGUGAAACAACCGGAAUGGCAGUGGCAAAAUACGCCAUUGACAAUCAAGAAAGAAACGAACAAAACAUAGGAGCAUUUUGAAGUGGAAUAGAGACAGCGCUGCAUCAAUCCAGUGCUGCCACCGGUAUUAAACCUGUGAAAAAAUUCACUAGGCUAUAAACCGGUUUGUUCGAUGUAGGCAACCGGUAGAUUUACUUCACAAUUUAUUCAGCAGUGGUACAUAGUUUGCGUGAGUGUGGGUUCCAAUCAGCAGCAGUGUGUGAUUGUCCGUUGAGUGCGUCGAUGGGUUGAAGUUGCCGCUGAUUGCCUCCAGGCCGCCACGAUUGAUAUGCCUUGAUAACGACUCGACACGCGCUCAGAAUGAUUGACCGCAGUUUACCGGCGGUGGGUACGUCGCGUUAAUUCUGCAGGUAUCGUGAUGGACGCCGACGGCAUCGGCUUGUCGUUCAACCGGGCGCAGCGUUUCGUGCUUGGUUGCUUCGUGCUGCUGCUUGUCGACGUGAUUUGGGUGUCAUCUUCAGAACUUACAAAGUUUAUUUAUCAGCAUGAACAAUUUGAGAAGCCCUUCUUCUGCACAUACCUGAAGACAUCAAUGUUCACAUUGUACCUGCUGGGGUUUUGCUUCUGGCCUCCAUGGAGAGACAGUUAUUGCAACAAGCCACACAACUACAUGUUUAUUGACCCUGAUCAGGAGGAUGAAAAUUUUUAUUCUGAAGCCAACACAAGUCUGAGUAAUCCAGUUUAUGUGCCUGUGAAAACAACAGAGCGCGAGAUUGUGCACGAUCGCAGUUCGGGCACCGAGAGCGAUGAUUCCUCGAUUCGCUCGGUUCGAUUUAAUAAAUUGGCUGAGGUGCGACAUAUGAGCGAAAUGGAAGCCACCGAAGCGCUGCUCGCACGACUCAGCUAUCAGGCGAGUGUUCGUGCUGGUGAGUUAGCCAAGCGCGCCGCCAUUAAACUUCCUAUGAUGAAAGUUGCCAAAAUUGCGUUUAUCUUUUGCCUUUUGUGGUUUGCGGCGAAUUACACCUUUCAAUUGGCAUUGGCCGAAACCGAGGCUGGCAUGGUCACCGUCCUGUCUUCCACCUCCAGUUUAUUUACACUGGUACUGGCUGCCAUCUACCCUUCCGGGUCCACUGACAAAUUUACGUUGUCAAAACUUGGUGCGGUUAUUUUGAGUAUUACCGGAGUUGUUUUAGUAAGUUUGUCUGGAUUAUCUCAUCAAUCUCAAAUACCAUUGGGCAUCGCCUUGUCCAUUCUAAGCGCGUUUUUCUACGCAACAUACAUCGUAUUCCUAAAGCGCAAGGUGGAACACGAGGACAAAAUGGACAUUCCGUUGUUUUUUGGCUUUGUGGGUCUGUUUAAUCUCAUUCUGCUUUGGCCAUUGUUUUUCUUCUUCCACUACAGCAACUGGGAGCACUUUGAGUUGCCGACAAAGCAUCAGUUGAUGUUUCUGCUCGUCAACGGCGUACUGGGGACGGUCAUUUCGGAAGCGUUGUGGCUUUGGGGUUGUUUCCUGACAUCAUCUUUGAUGGCGACCGUUGCCAUAAGUUUGACCAUUCCAAUGACGAUGCUUGCAGAUGUAUUCUUACAGCGCGUCUCCUACCCGUGCCUUUUUUACUUGGGCACUGUUCCGAUGAUUCUUGCCUUUGUUGCCGUCAGCUUCCUUUCGCACUAUGACAAUUGGGAUCCGGUGAUGGACUUUCUACGAUGUGCCUGCAGCGCUCUGUUUAGACGUAGAUACCGUUUCAGAUUUGCUGAACCACCGUCUGAGCAAACCGAAGCGUUAAUCGGGAUCAACACUACCAAUGACCAUGAGGCGUGAAAAAGAAAACAACCAGAAUAUACAUUUAAAAAAAAUGGUGCUUGAGAAAGAAAAGAACAAUAAUGUGAUUUUAAUUUUAAAUUUGUUUUUAAAUUGUGAUUUACAUUAACGUACUAUAAAAUCUAUCCAAUCUUAAUUUAAGUACAUGAUGAGUAGGAUAAACUAAGUUAGUGAUUAGCGCCACAUAAACAUUUCCAUUUUUAAAUUGUAAAACAUUCAACAGACGUGUUCCAUGCUAGGCAAGUGGACUGUAGCGCACUGUGAUUUAUUUGUUUAUUGAUAAUUUAAUCGAAAGCAACAAAAUUCAAACCGGAAACCACGCGUCGAACGCAACAAAACGACUGAAAUUAACACAUACAAUAAUUAAAUACUUUUAUUGUACUGAAUGGUAAAUGUGUCUAGCGGAAAAUUGAAAUUCUUGCCGUUUCAAAACCUACUAUGUACUGUUCUCAUUAGAUACUAUGAUGAAGUUGUUAUAUUGAGUAAUUGAGAGACUUCGAGUAAUAGAACACGCAAAUACGACAGAGUAUAAUAGCAUUCAUAUUUUACAAGAAAUGAAUACAAUAACAUGCGAUAUACAUAUAUUUUUAAUAACUUUAUUCAUAAAUUAGUCAUGUAUUUUCGUACACAUUGUAUGUACUUUGCUGCAUAACUGAAAAAAGAAACAAAAAACAAAGACCGUACUUAUUGUAUAUAAAGUUAUUGUAUUGUAAAAUGUAAAUGACGUUAAAUUAAGCAAAACAAAAAACAAGAUGUCGUUAUUGUAACAUUGUAGCAGUUACAUAAAUCAAAUGAGAAAUAUCUCUCGAUGUACAACAAUUGAAAUAUUUGUCAAAACUUAAUUAUUGUCGUUGACUUGCAUCGUUUAUUGCAGUAUUAUACUGACAAUCUUGAAGUUA